Messenger RNA from Neodiprion virginianus, 1389 nucleotides. RefSeq lists its product as uncharacterized. The record is from RefSeq and is a predicted model, not a curated record. The coding region runs from base 283 to 1257 and encodes 324 amino acids. The transcript has 2 exons. NCBI's taxonomy places the organism in Eukaryota, Metazoa, Arthropoda, Insecta, Hymenoptera, Diprionidae.
GGCACUGAAAGAAUAUGAAAAGAGAAUUAUGUUGUGGCAUCAUUUAUUUCAGGAAAUCAAAAUAAUACACCAUAUAUAUUAAUAGGAGCAACAUCAAGUAACAAUGAAGAAGACAGUAGAUGAAAAGUCAGUUAAAAAGGAAAAAUGUCUUGACAUUUUAAUUUUGGGUUAAGAAAAAAAAAGAAAAAAAAAAUUACCGUGAUGCAUCGAAUUUACCGUGUAUUUUUACAAUCUCAAUUCAUUUCAAUUUAAUUUCCAAGCAUUCUAAGUCCUAAAAAUGAAAUGAAUGGGUGUGAUGAUGUUCACUCUUUGCUGAAACCGAAAUUUCGCAAGGAAGCGCUAUGGUCGGAAGACGACAUCUGCAAACUUGUUCGAUUGUAUAAAAAUUCACCAUGUCUAUGGAGGAAAGAUAUACCUGCCUAUGCAGACAAUAUUGCGCGACAUCGCGCGUAUCGAAGUAUACACCAAAGUUUGAAUAUGCCACGUGUUACAUUCACCGAUGUUAUGAUGAAGAUUCGAGAAACUCGGCGUCUAUAUCUUAACGAGCUGAUAAAAUCGGUUACCGGACAAGUUUCCGGAUGUAUGCACAAACCGGAACAGACCUGGUUCACCGUCAUGCACGAGUUUCUUCAUCGAUACUUGGACUACGAUGAAUCUGCUGAGUUACACGAUGCGAUUUGUAGCAUGGGCUGGAACGUCGGUCUCAAUGAUUACAAGCGCAUACUUAAAAGUCUUAAUUUAGACGAUUUGAGUCCACCAUCCGCAGGAGACCCAAGAAGCGAAGAGCAAUGCUCAAACAGCAGGGAUGUGCGUAAAGACAAAAGUCCUUACUCCGUGUCGGAAGAGGAAUGCCUCCGUACAAAUUGGCUUCCACAAUCCAAGGACGAAACUUUUAGUCCAUCAUGUUCGCCUACCUCAAUAUCACGUCAUCGCAAUACUGCCGUUUCUCUGCUAGAUAAAACCACGUGCAGGUUUUCGCGAGUAGAACAUCGCUCGCCUCCGAUGUCGUGGAUUCAUUCUGCGCGAAACAAGGAUUCCCCGUUGUCCGAUUAUUGUUCGGAAAAUAGUGCUUCAAACCUGUCAAAGUCAGGUGUUCAGUUCAGUUUGUACAGCGAUUCUUUACUCUCUGAAAAAUCCUCUUCAACGACUGUUUGUGAGACAUGGGCGGAUUACACUUGCAAUCCUGAAAAAAAGCUUACCUCGUGUGGAGUGCAGUGGAAUAGUUUGGAAAGUAAGGUGAUAUUAAUCGGUAGAUAGUAUACGCGAUUAUACACGUCAUUCAAUAGACUGCAACAACAUUAUUAUUGCAAAAAGCAAGGCUCUUUAUUAACGGACGAUGCAACGUGCACGAAAACGAAAAAUGUGGCGAUUUCGGCACAGUACGAUGAA